Molecule: messenger RNA, 1582 nt
Organism: Paramecium sonneborni
Lineage: Eukaryota; Ciliophora; Oligohymenophorea; Peniculida; Parameciidae
Source: the annotation of a GenBank genome assembly
AUGCGUCAAUAAUCUUCGAAAAACUCUUUUUUAAAAACUAUCCCAUUUUAAACAAUUUUUAUGGAGGCUUUAAAAUAACCAUCGAUGUGGGUAUAAUCAAACAUGAUUGAUGGAAAUAGUUAAUUUUAAGGUAUCGAUGAAUAAAUCAUUCAGGAAGGCUACUUUUAAAAGUUGAUAGUUAAUGGGAAUCAGUGUAAUUAAAUCUACAUCCUGAGAAAUUAUACAGAAAAGGAGUAGGAUCUGAGGAUUAUACAUCUUUCUGUUAAUUAUAGGCAUGUUUUUUAAAAAAGUUUACUCAUUUUGAUCCGACGAUGCCAAAUUAUAGAUACGGAAUAAGACUUCAAUUUGGAUAAUAACUAACUCAUUUAUUAUGUGAGAAUUCAGAUAUAUUCAAAAAAUGGUUUCAAUUUUUAAGAAGAUUUUGCAUAAUGGAUAAAUUUGCCAGAAAAUAUAAAGUACUUGGGAAAAUAAAGUACAAUGACCCAGUUUUUGGUUAAUGUUUAUUUUCUUGUGUGAGAGUACAAGAUGCAGAGUAUCAUAUAGUAAAAGUGAUAGAAAAAGAAGUUAUUACUGCAGCACAAAAGCAAAAUUUAUAUAGGGAGUUGAGUAAUCUAAGAAAAUUAAGUCACACAUAAAUAUGUUAUAUUGUUGAAGUUUUUGAAGAUGAAUAGAAUGUUUAUAUCUUAUACGAAUAUUAUUUGGGGAUUGAUUUAAGAUCUUAUAUAAAGGAAUCUUAAAUUUAUUAAAUGGCAGAAUAAUCCACUUAAGGAUUGGAUGAGAAAUUGGUUGCAGAUAUCAUAUAUGGAAUUCUAUAAGCAAUAUAGCAUAUGCAUUCAAGAGGAGUUUUCCAUAGGGAUAUAAAAAUGGAAAAUUUGUUUAUUCCAGAAAAGAAACGUUUGCCUUUUGUUGUGUUGGGCAACUUCUGUUAUUCAGAAACUACAGAUUAGUUAUAAUAUAAGAAAUGUGGAACUCCAGGAUUUGUUGCUCCUGAAAUAUUUAGAUCUAAGAAUUAUACAAAUAAAGUGGAUUUAUUUUCUUUAGGUGUUAUCUUCUAUUUAUUAAUUUAUGGGAAACUACCUUUUGAAGGUAAAGAUUAAGAAGAAAUACUUAGAUCAAAUGAAAGAUGUGAAUUAGAUUUUAGAAUUGAGUAACAAUAUAUAAUUAAAUAGAAAAAAAAUAUGUAAGAAAAUUUCGAAUUCUGGAAUGGAUUUGUUAAAAGGAUUGUUGAAUAAGGAACCAAUUAAAAGAUUAUCAGCGACUUAAGCACUUAAUCAUCAUUGGUUCAUAAAAAUGGGAACUAGACAUUAAAGAAAUUAAUAUUUAUAAGUCUAAAGAGGAAAAUCUCUGUCUACUAUUAUUGAAAAUUCAGUCGACAUUACUUAAAGGUAAUCAAAUUUAUUUUAACAAGUUUUUUAGUUAUUAUUAAUCAAAUUCUCAAUUGCAUUAAUCAACAAAAGAAGAAGAUAGAUUAGAUAGAGUAGAAAAGGAAUUCAAUUAAGGAAGUUUAUAUGAUAAGUUGCUCUAUUUUAAUAGUAUUUAGUAUUAACCAUCUAAAAUUCGUCACAAUUAACCAUCAUAGUGA